Molecule: messenger RNA, 1592 nt
Organism: Prunus mume (Japanese apricot)
Lineage: Eukaryota; Viridiplantae; Streptophyta; Magnoliopsida; Rosales; Rosaceae
Product: Exonuclease family protein
Biological process (GO): rRNA processing
Cellular component (GO): nucleus
Molecular function (GO): 3'-5' exonuclease activity; nucleic acid binding
Source: RefSeq, a predicted model, not a curated record
AUUAAUGGUACAAUUACUUGAAAAACCCUAUCAACAAAAAACUCGAAAAACCCUAAUUCUCUGACUCUCUGUGAUAGAAGUCAGAAAAAAUAUCGCCCAUUUGGGCUCACCUCCAUUUUGUGCACAUUUCUCGUACUGCUGUUUUCCCGCCAAUUUUGAAGCCUCGUCGACGGCGUUGUUGAAAGCAGCUCUGGGCUCCAUGGACUUCGAACCAGAAUUUCCAAAAACCACAAACACAAGGUACAAAUGUGCUGCAUGCUACAAGCAGUAUAAGAAAAAGGAACAUCUUGUCGAGCACAUUAAUGUCUCGUUCCAUUCAGUUCAUCAGCCUAGAUGUGGAGUGUGUAAAAAGCACUUCAAAUCUUUUGAAUCACAGAGGGAGCAUGUCACUGGACCACUGGCAAAAGAAAAUUGCAAGAGGGUUUUCUCUGAACAAGGUUGUGAUCUAUGUUUGAAGAUUUUUGAUAGCCCUAAUUCUCUGAGCGCGCAUAAAUAUAUGUGUCGCCUAUCUGCACCUGUUCCUCUGGUAACAAUGAUGGAGCGAUGUGCAGAAUUUAAACAUGAUAUAAACUCCAGCAACGAAUAUCACAUUGGGGAUGGUACAGAAGCAAUUGCUCUGGAUUGUGAAAUGGUUGCUGGUGGAAGUGAUGGAUCACUGGACCUGUGUGCAAGGGUGUGCCUGAUUGAUGAAGACGAGACUAUCCUCUUCCACACUUAUGUGCAGCCCCAAUAUCCUGUCGUUAAUUACAGAUAUGAAGUUACUGGGUUAACAGAAGAGCAUCUCAGAGAUGGCAUGCCACUCCAAAAAGUGCAAGAUAAGGUUUUGCAAAUUUUGUAUAAUGGAAAGACCAAGCUUCUUGUGGGGCAUAGUUUAGAGAAUGAUUUGGAUUGCUUGAGAAUAAACUAUCCUGAUUACCUGCUGAGGGAUACUGCAAACUACCAUCCUCUGAUGAAAACAAAUCUGGUUAGCCACCCGCUCAAGUACCUCACCAGAACAUAUCUAGGGUAUGAUAUCCAGUCAGGUUUUCAUGAUCCAUAUGAAGAUUGUGUGUCUGCUAUGAGACUCUACAAAAGGUUCUGUGCGCUAGAUCAUCAGAAAGAAGGCAAUGUGGCUUCACUUGCUAUGCUGUGUGCAAAAGACAUCCCUGGGAGUUUUGAUUCUUGGGAAACCGACAAACUUGAGAAGAUGACGCUCGAUGAGCUUUAUGAAAUGUCGAAACCAAACUACAAAUGUUGGUGCCUGGAUUCAGUGCAAGCAAUGCAACCUCAGCAUUAGAUUCUCACUUGAAGUAAAGUUAUUGCAAUUUUCGUUCACAUACCGCAGGAUUGACAGAAACAUCACAUGUAGGAAUUACAAGUCUGAAGCUGUUGGAGAUUCUGAGCAAGGGUACCAUCGCACAUAUGUAGUAGGAAUCUUGUUAGGGGUCAUGCCUUAAUGUUAUAUAAGUUUGUUCAUGCCUCCUUUUUCGUCAUCGGUCUCGGAUGGUGAAAUGAUGCAAAUUCUCUAAGGCCCCGUUUGGUUUGGGAGAGAGGAUUUGCAUUUGCAUUUAGAUUUCAAAUCUAUGGAUAUAAUUUCAUGACAUGAUUUUGCU